Molecule: messenger RNA, 1155 nt
Organism: Aplysia californica (California sea hare)
Lineage: Eukaryota; Metazoa; Mollusca; Gastropoda; Aplysiida; Aplysiidae
Product: 5-HT4 receptor
Biological process (GO): chemical synaptic transmission; regulation of appetite; adenylate cyclase-activating adrenergic receptor signaling pathway
Cellular component (GO): plasma membrane
Molecular function (GO): G protein-coupled serotonin receptor activity
Source: RefSeq, marked provisional
AUGACGUCAGUGGGCGUGGAUAUGGAGGCUAUGACGUCACUGGCGCCCAACAUGAGCUUCCGACCUGCCUACAGUGGCGUGGGCGUGACGCACAGCUCCGUGGACAACACGUCUGUGACGUCACAAGAGUGUGAGUGGAUGCUGGGCGAGAUGUCCGGCCCGCCUCCUCACUACAGCGACCCCGCCCGCAUCACCAUCUCCGCCAUCCUCAUCUGUGUUCCCAUACUGACCGUGGUAGGGAACUGGGUGGUCAUCCUGGCGGUCAUCACGCACCGGAAGCUGCGGACCAUCACCAACGCGUUCGUGGUGUCGCUGGCUGUGGCGGACAUGAGCGUGGCGCUGUUCGUCAUGCCGUUCUCCAUCUACCAGCAGCUCAACAACAAGCUGUGGGCCCUGGGGGACACUCUGUGCAAGCUCUCCUCUAGCCUGGACGUCAUGAUGUGUACUGUGUCCAUCUUCCACCUGUCCUGUCUAGCCGUUGACCGCUACCUUGCCAUCUGCCGGCCCUUCCUUCACGAGCGGCUCACCGUCCGCUGGGUGGCCAUCAUGCUGGUCUUCUGCUGGGCCACGCCUGUCUUCAUCUCCUUCCUGCCCAUCCUCAACGGCUGGAACCACCUCGGGAUAGAGCAGCUGGUGGCCUGUGCCUUCCCGCCCGGCGCGCCUGUGUGCGCGUUCAUCGUCAACACGGCAUUCGCCGUCAUCUGCUCGCUCAUCGCCUUCUACAUCCCUGUGCUGUUCAUGGGCGUGUGUAACGUGAAGAUUUACAUGGCCGCUGUACAGCAGGCGCACCAGAUCAGGACGUUGGAAAAGGCGGGAAACCACAACCACUACAGCCAUUGCAAGAGAAAGAGCAAGUUCAAGCAAGAGUCGAAGGCGGCCAAGACUUUGGGGAUCAUUAUGGGCUGUUUCUCUGUCUGCUGGUUCCCCUUCUUCAUCAUGAACGUCAUCGACCCACUCAUCAACUACCGCAUCCCGUACAACCCCUGGCAGAUCGCGCUAUGGCUAGGCUACAUCAACUCCAUGAUGAACCCUCUCCUCUACUACUACUUCAACCGGAACUUCUACCACGCGUUCCGACGCCUGCUUUCCUGCAAGGUGUGUAAGGGCGUGCGGGACUACGAGGAAGACACUCUCAACACGCAGAUGUCCGAAUGA